Messenger RNA from Olea europaea var. sylvestris, 1422 nucleotides. RefSeq names its product putative Myb family transcription factor At1g14600. NCBI's taxonomy places the organism in Eukaryota, Viridiplantae, Streptophyta, Magnoliopsida, Lamiales, Oleaceae. The record is from RefSeq and is a predicted model, not a curated record. The transcript has 6 exons. The coding region runs from base 478 to 1359 and encodes 293 amino acids. Gene Ontology annotation, molecular function: DNA-binding transcription factor activity; DNA binding.
GUUAGCGUGUUCACAAGAUUCUAGAGAGAGAAAGGGGAAUAGUCAAAGCAGCUGCAGGAAUGGCUCAGCAUACAGUUGGGUAUUUGUAAUGGUAAUCAUUUUGGGGUUACAGGUGAAGAUUAGAACCUCGUGGACCAGAUAUUUCUUUUUCUCUUUUGCAGCAUUACAAAUAAGAAACACAACAGUACCCAUAGCUAUAUCCAUCAGUACCUCUUGAGGAAUUUGCAGACACCCUCUUCAUCUUCGUCUCUCUCUCUUCCUUUUCUUUUUUGUCUUCAUAGCCUAUAUAUGCUGUAGCUAUAAACCUCAACAUUUGUAACGGGUUUUGCCUAAAAAGGGUAUUCUUUUCAAAGCUCAACAUAAGGGGUUCUUGUUCUUGAAGCUCUAUAUAGAAAACCCCUCAAAAGUUCUUUAUUUCGAGAAGACCCUCGGGGAUUUUAUUUAUUUUUUCUUUGUUUUUGUAACGAAGAUUGAAGGAUGGGUAGUUGUGGAAGGAACAGCGGGGUGAGGCAAUACAUAAGAUCAAGGGUGCCUAGAUUAAGAUGGACUCCUGAUCUUCAUCAGUGUUUUGUUCAUGCCAUAGAGAGGCUUGGAGGCCAGGACAAGGCAACUCCAAAGCUUGUUCUUCAGUUGAUGGAUGUUAGAGGACUCACCAUUUCUCAUGUUAAAAGUCAUCUACAGAUGUACAGAGGCAUGAAGUCUGAUAUGAGCAAACAAGACAGAAGCAGCAGUACACAGCAAAAGAAAAAGUUUCUUGAAGAAGAUCAUCAAGAAGGAUGUGUUGAACAAGAAAAUCCCUUAGAAAGAUCAGAUUCAAAGUUCAUUUAUUAUUCUCCUCUUCCUGUAAAAAGAGCUCGAAUCGAGGAGAUUAAUUCUUUCUCAGAGAAGCAAAGAAUAAGUGAGUCAGUCGCAAAUCCGUAUUGUGAUGAUGAUUACAUGCAGACUAGGGCUGAGAAAGGUGUCAAAGGAGAGAGUAAAUUCAAAUGGCAGGUUCAAGAAACACCUCCGAUGUGCACUGAUUUCUUACACAACCUCAAUUCUUUAGCCACUGAAGGUUCACUAGUAGAAUCUGAGUUUUUCAAGGUGAUUCCGAACCAAGAGAAGGAAAAAUGUGAAUCAUUCAAGCAAAGGAAACUCGAGAGCUCAUGCCAUAUUCACACUGCAGGUGACGAAACUAAGGGUUGUGAAUUGUCAUUGUCGCUCUCAUUGCAUAAAAGUAAUGGUUCUUCCACAAGCGAAAUCAUGAGUGAGGCAGUAUCGUCGACCUACACCAGUAGUUUGAACACUAAUCGACCCUCGGCUUCUUCGCAAAAUCACAAUGUUAAUCUAGACCUCUCUAUUGCUCUAUGUGGUGCUUGAUCUUGUAGAGAAGGAUUUUGAAUUCAGCUCUUAAUUUCUAUACAUUAUAUUUCGAUCGACUAU